AUGGGACAGGGGGACUACUUGGCAGACGCUUGGGAAAAAGAAGAGACUGCGUACAUAAUAGAACGGUAUGUGAAGCUGAAGGCCACAAUUGAUAACUGGGAGACCAAGAAGAAGAAAAGAGAAAAACACAAAUUAGAAAGAGAACAGGCUGAAUUGGAUAAAAGAAGAGCAAAAUCCAUACAGAGCUACAGUGACAAAAUCACAAGAAUCGAAGUAAUUGCACGAGGAGCUCGAGAACAGGCAGACGAGGAUAGGAAACACGAGGAGUCCAAAGUGAAAGAGAAAGCAAAUAAAAUCAGAUUGACUGGAAAAACCCCAGCAACAUGCUUCUGCUUCUGA
This is a messenger RNA of Striga hermonthica, 339 nucleotides long. The record is from the annotation of a GenBank genome assembly. Lineage: Eukaryota; Viridiplantae; Streptophyta; Magnoliopsida; Lamiales; Orobanchaceae.